GUUCCCGCCAUACAACUGGCUUAAAAAGAAAUUGUCGUCUAAUGAUGACGAUGAUGAUGACGUCAGAUCAUGGCAUGAAAAGAAAGACCAGUCACAUCUUAAGUUUGAAAUUUACAACAUAUACACAAUUUAUUAUUUCCUGUUUUUCGUGUGCUCCAUUCUAGGCACCAUUUACUACGGGUAUUUCUUUUCAUUCCACUUGCUUCAUUUGGCUGAAUUAAAUCAGCUACUGAAGAGAGUCAGAAUGGCUGUUACCACCAAUGGUAAAGCAUUGUUGAUGGUUGCCCUUCUUGGCUUGGCUUUAUUUUUUUGCUACUCAUUGGUGGCCUUUGCUGUGUUACGAGAAUCCUUCUUCAAGGAAUUGAACGGACGCCAUUGUCGAACAGUUUACCAGUGUUUUAUCACCAUGAUUCACCAUGGCUUCGUUGACACACCUUAUACGACCUUUGAAGAUUUAAUGACGUCUGAAUAUACUGAAGUAAUCAUGGUGACGGUAUUUGAUGUGACGUUCUUCAUCCUAAUCACCACUAUCGGACUGAAUAUCAUCUUUGGUAUCAUAGUGGACACUUUCUCAGAGCUUCGAGAUGCCAAGUGGGCGAUUGAUAAAGAUAUGAUGAAUAAAUGCUUCAUCUGCAGCAGGGAAUCCUAUGACUUUGAAAGACAUGGCGGGGGUUUUGAAAAACACGUGAAAACGGAACAUCACCAGUGGUCCUAUCUGUUCUUCUUCAUACAUCUGACGGAGAUCCGCCCUAACGAUUUCUCCACCCUGGAGCUGUUUGUUUAUAACCAGCUUGAGAGGCACAAUUAUGAUUUCUUCCCCCUGAAUCGAGCGCUAAGUCUACAAAACAAGGAGGACUCGAACGAACGAAAAGUGGAGAUUUUAUGUAUUCAAGUUGAUUACAUUGUCAACAAAAUGAAGGAAGAGGCUGCAGAAAAGGAAAGACAGAAAGAGAAGCAACGCCAGCUGGCCUGGGAGGCGGAGCAUAAGGCUCCAGCGACCAAUACGGUGACUCGAAAGUCUAAGCAGAGGUAACCAAUGAAAAAAUCAGU
Molecule: messenger RNA, 1050 nt
Organism: Saccostrea cuccullata (small rock oyster)
Lineage: Eukaryota; Metazoa; Mollusca; Bivalvia; Ostreida; Ostreidae
Product: inositol 1,4,5-trisphosphate receptor type 3-like
Exons: 8
Coding region: 245-1033 (262 amino acids)
Biological process (GO): transmembrane transport; calcium ion transport
Cellular component (GO): membrane
Molecular function (GO): monoatomic ion channel activity
Source: RefSeq, a predicted model, not a curated record